UCGAUCCCUCCGAAUACGAGGGAUGGACGACUAAAUGAGAAACGAGCCAGUGGACAACCUUCAUUUAUAAGAAAGUGUCCAAGGAUCGAGCCUUCCGCGGACUCUAUCGAGGAAGGGGCACCUAGAGCUCGUAUAUUAACAGAGUCGAAAGUUCAGGCGGAGACUAUCGAUAUACGGCUAUCGUGUAGGUAUCACAGCAUGCUGCGGGAUUAAGAACGAAGGAUUAAUAUUUGUCACUGAAAAAUAAUAAAACUUACAUUUUGUCCAAUAGCAAUAUAAUCUACGCAAUAUUGAAAAUGUGCGUGUACGUAAUUUUUGCACGUGACAACAAGAAUAUAAAGAAUCUCGGAAUUUUUCAUCACUUUUAUCGUCAUACUAUUGAAGAAUUAAUUAUAUACAUAUGUAUAUUUAAGUUGUAAGAAAAGGUAAAGACAAUGACGAGAAAUGAAAAAAGAUCGAGAUGAAAUCAAUUCGCAUAUGGAAUCGUGUAACGAAUCACAUAUGGAACGUUAUUAUUACGAUUAGAUGAUCCUUGAACAAUGACGAUUAUCUUUUUAAUGAGAGACAAAGGCCUGAUGUUCAUUUUCGAGGUGAUUAACCCGCACGAUUAAAACGACAUGUAUGGGUUUCUAGUCGGUGCAUUAUCGUUGUAACAUUGACAUACUUAUCCAACUGAUUCUCGUGCCAGGUAACACUGUAAUAUGUAACAAAGGGAGUUCGAAGACUCUCCUUGAAAUGUGUUACUGCGAUACAAGAGUUUCAAUAGUAGGCAUCGAACUUGUAGUGGCUACAAAAUGUACAUGUACUCUGCUGUAAAUCCUACACCAUAGGACUUUUUCACAUCUUCUCCUCGUAGACUUAAGGUACGCGAUAUUUGUUCAUUCUCUCGUUAUUAUAUCAAAGACUAAUUGUAUCUUGUAAUAUACGACGAGUUCGAUUAUUCCGUUCAAAAUUCAACAUCUCGUUUGAAGAUGUGGAAGCUUAGGUGACUCACGAUCAGGUAACUUCGUCUUGCUAUAAUUUACAGUAAAACAAGAAGAUAACGCUAUUAAGUACAUAUUAUGCUAACUACUGCAAUUCUUUACGCGUACAUAAAGAGUUGGAGAAUUUCAUUGUCAUACCGUGUAGGUAUACUACACUUAUACGCAGAUACAUCGUUAUUCGCGUGUUCGAUCAAACUUGAGGAAAUUAUAGGGAACGUAACGCUUUGAAAUUAAACGGUCAAAGAAGUAUUAAUAUCAAAGCGAUCAUGAAAGAUAAUUUGAAAGAUCGUUUUAGUGGCAUAGUUACUUCUUUACUCUCCCCUGUUCUUUAGAAAAGAUGCUGACGGUUUUACAGUUUCCUUAAACUAUCUUAUCCACUAACUUAGUUUCUAUUACCGUAUUAUCCAAUCGACUUGUCAACUAUCCCACUUCUAAAUUCGUCAUAGUUAGUCCUCGGAUUAUCAGUUGUGUACAGAGCAAUGUAAUUGACUAAUCAUGAUAAAUCCAGAAAAUGAUCGUAGAAGUCCUAAAUCAGUUGUCCUAUUUCGAAUCGUUGGAAAUUCUACGAGCUUCGAGUGUUUCCAGCAUUACAAUUUCCUCUUACCCUCUAGUAUUUCGUGCCGAUCCUGACUAUACUUAUUUAUUGUUAUUUUCAUUAUAUCCCUUAUUCUUAUAUCCCUUAUUUAUCGUUUAACCUCCUACCGUUCGAUUGCCUCUCAACUCCUCCAUGUUCCUCGACUAUUUCUUUCCUUGUUCAUUCUUGUCUAAUAUUCAUUUCACCCUCUCUUUCCCCCCGUCGUGAGUACCGCCUUCUCUCGCACCACUUUUCAGCACGUGUGCCAGUAUUCCGAUUCACAGCAGCACCGUACUCUACGCAAUUUUUUCCGCUCCUUCGUCCUCAUACUCUCGCUCGUUCUAAAUCUCAACAUUUCACUCCACCUGUUUAGAAUAGUUGAUGACACAAGUAUUACAAUACUAAAUAGACGUUAUACGGUAUGAAAUAUUACACCAGUAGACGCUAUAUGAUACUGAAAGAAGAUCAAACAAAGUAAAUCGUAAAAGACAAAAGAUCGCUUUACCUCUGAAUGAUUCGGUGUAAUUAAUUAUUUUCUGCCUCAAAGUAACGAGCAUAAAAAUUUGCUUCUCUUAAUAACGUUACUUUUUGUUGAAAAUGACAACGCGAGUUUGUGCUCACCGUCCGUAUGCAGAUGCGCUAGUUACAAGAAAUUGUAACUAGAAGAUAGUUCUAGUUACAAUCGAUAGAUUUAAUCGAUAGGUUUAAGAUGUUCUUUUGUUUUUAUCCCUAGUCCAUGUACAUCUGUGCAAUAAAGGUUCUUUUGACUUAGAACAGUGUGAUAGAUUUAUCCAUUGAAUAUAAUAAUAGCUAUUAUGGUCCUACUUCUGAGUAUAAAAAUAACAACAUUUUUCUAUCAGCCAAAUAUUUUUAAGUAUUCUUGAUUAAUCACACGACUUUAUAUUCGACAAUUUCUCCGAAACAUUAUUCCGUGAAAUCAUAAUUUAUUUCUCGUUCUGUUUCAUAUCUCCUGUCAACCGAGAGUAUCCAGAGUAUCGAAGAUCGAUAGUUGCGAAAUACACAUUCGGGUCAAAUUGUUCGCAAUAUCGUGCCGUUUGAACAGGAACUAAGUGGCAUUGAGCCAAAGCUAAAGAAUUCGAUUCAUAGACGAAUGAACAUUAACGUUUCGACGAUCGAGUUAUCUUUCGUUAGAUUACUCGUCUCAUUUCGAUCUUACGUAACGUUAUUUACGAUUAAUCAUCGAAAUGGAAAACGAAGAAGAGAAAGAUCAACAAUUAAGAAGAUUAUUUCAAUGGAACUAUCGAUCGCAUUGUUACAAAAAUUGGAAUAUUUUCAAAUUAUAGAUUGCAGAGUUCAGUCCAAACGUUAUCAUGGCUUUUUUUAGCAAAGCCAGUUUUCAACGGAGGAAGACAGCGCAUUAUGUAAAUCUACUUCCUCAUAAUUAACAACGCUUGUCUUAUCGAUAAAAUAUUGGAACAAUAAUUUGUCUCUGUGAAUUACAAUUAAUAGCAGAACAAUAUAUUACAGUGUAUGUGUCAUAUUCUAAGAUUAUUAACAUAGCAUAGGAAAUUCUUUCCUCAUAUUCGAAUAUUAUGACUGUAACGUUAUAAUAGAAUUAUACCAUAGAGAAUUAAUCUACAAUUAUGGGAAAAAGUGCCACGAUAUAUUAUACUAUAAUAUACCAUAAAAAAAAGAAAGCAUAAAAUAGUGUAAAAAAAGCGUGAGAAAGGGGUAACUUAUAAAGAAGUAUUAUUUAUAAAUAAACUUAUUGGGAAUGAACUGAGAAUAUAGGUAUAUCAAUUUUAUGAAACGUGUACGGAGCAUCUUAUCAACAUCUUUCAUGACUCCACAGUACCAGUUAAAUAAAUGUUGACAGUAAUUUUUUAACAUUCUGCUAACUAUUUUAUUAUUUAUAUUAUUCUUGAAUCGAUCGUUUAUAGUUGUAUUGCUCACUUUGAUAAUUUAUUAGUAACUCGAUGGAAAUUGUAGGUCGAGUUUCGUUAUUUUUGGGAAACUCCCAUUCGUAUUAUAAAUUUUAAUGAUUUUAACGUUGGAUUACAAUUUUCUAAAUGAUGUUUUUAUGAUAAAAGACAGGUUAAUAAGUAUCAAAGCGUUAUUUGAUUCGAGCGUUAUUAAAAAUUUAUAGAACAGGCAGAUCGUAGGCUGCGCAACGAUCGAUCUUCGUUUAUUCUAGAUAUUAAAAGAACACGGAACGAUAUCGUUUUAAUUGUGUUGAAAAUUUGUAUAAAAUUCUCAGAUAACUUCUGCCAACGACAGUAAAAAUUCCCAGUAAUCAAUUAAAAGAUUAAUUUUGUAUCGAGGGGAUAUAAAAAUAGAAAAGAUAUAAAAUAUGGAAACCAUAAUUAUACGCUUGAAAACAUUUCAACAACUUAGCUGUUUGUAUUAAAAAAAAAAAAAAAAGAAAGAACUUGUCCACGUAUCAGCGAUCGCAAAAAUAUUCUACAAAUAUUACUAAAUGGCUACUUGGAUAACAUUUUCUCUUGAGGAAUCGUUCACUAGACAAAAUGAUAAAUGAUAAAGAAGCUGAAACAAAGUAAUUUGUAACGUCAGAUCUCGAAGAUGAUCUACCUGACUGACUCAUCUUCGUUCAAAAAAUAUUCUCAAGAAAUUUCUGUCGAUACGUCGAGCUACGAUAACGUCGAUACCGCAAUUCUACCACCAAUAUACCAACAUACUGAUGACGACGAAUACCGAUACAACGUAUACAUUGGUAUUCCUUAGGCUACCAGCAUCUCCAUGCAAAUUUACAUCUUUCCCAACGUAAAUAAAUAAAACGAAUUGAUGCCUGCCAUAUCAAGCGUUGUACGCUCUCUCCGCUGAAACGUAAUCGAAUCUCUGUAAAAUAAUGGUUGCCGCGGCUCAUGCCUCGAGAUUCGCCUGAAAAGCUCGCAGGAGAACCGAGAAACGGAAGGAUGCAAUACGCACUCUCCCUGUUAUCGACCAUAUCAAGAGUAUAGCGAGAAUCAAGGGAGAACGAACGAUGGCGAGCAACACCGAGUCCAGCCGAGAGGUCCCAUUGGAAGAACGAUCGAGGAUUUCUAAUCGUGUUGGUUAAAAGUGGAAGAUAAAAAUUGUUGUAACGAUAAGAAGAUGAUUUAAAGAAUUCGAGUAGGCCACAGACUAAGUUCCUUUAAAGACUAAUCGGUACAAUUUGAGCCAAUUUUCAUGGAAAUUGGAUGUCUUAUCCAGUGUUACUGAAAAUAAAUAACGAAUUGGAAAAAUUAAUAUAACGUUGAUCCGAUAAAGUACACUAAAAGAAUCGAGGCAUCGAGCAAACGAUAUUGAAAAUAAUCUUAGCCGAUUUCCGAUAAACUUGAAUACGUGUCGUUGAAACAUUGAAAUUUAAAUUCUAAAAAUUAAUCGUCUACUCAGUUUGAACAGUGAAGUGAAAACCUAGGACAACUGGAUAUUCGAUAAAACAUUUUUAUGGAGAAAAUUAAGCGGACGAUUAAAGUAUAUGUGUUCGAAGGAGACAAAUUGGUUUACGGACUGGUUUUCUGGUUUUAUAGUGGAAAAAUAUUGAUAGUUGGUGUUUCGUAUUAGCAAUUGUAUGGUGGUUCGAGGAUUGAGCAUGAGUUUGACGGAGGUCCAGCUGCUGAUCGGUUUGUAGGUGAAGGACCAUGGCGAACGCUGGUCGAUGGAGCAACACGUCCGUUGAAAAGUACAGGUAACCAGCGGGUGAACAAAUGGAAGACGGAAGAGCAAAAAAGGAAUUCCAACGAUGGUAACGGUCGCGUGUUUCCUUGGCAAUGAUUCUCUAGAGAAUCGAAAACGUGUUGAUGCGAUUUUAAAGAGAUAAAUCGAACGGAGUAAAGUGAACAAAACGGACGAGAUAUUACAAUCAUGGGCUCGCUGCCAAAUCUUCACGAGUUGUCGAAGGACAAACUCGAAAGUCCUGCUUAUAGACCGGCUCCGAUCGGUGGUUUGGGACCUAUACGACUGCCAGCUCAGCCUCCGCCUUUAGCACACACACAUAGACGCGCUAGAAGCAGUGGUCACCAUCAUGCCUUGUGGGACAACGAUGCUAUGUUAGAGCAUAUGGCAGCAUAUUCUCCCAUCUCCUGUCGGUCAACGAGGACAUCAGCAUUAUCGUGGCGUCGACGAGACUCGAUGAAUUCAUCGGCAGGAGCGUCGUCCGUUCGUCGAUUGAUCGCCGCCGUAAGGGCAGCUCCUUCCGGUCCUAGACCACCGAAGAAAGCCAUUUUGAGGCACUGUGCUGCUCUUCUGUUAGGACACGCGAGCUGUUCAGCCGCUACGCUGCCGAUAUUCCCAUUACAAGCCGGCCUCGGCACCUUUAAUCCUCAACUAGGACCGAUGUUGCUCGCUCUACUUUACGCAAUCGCGACGAUUACCAGUUGCUUCGCGCCAAUCCUCGUACAGAGAUUCGGGACGAACCUCGCCAUAAGCUCUAGUCACGUGGCUACCACUAUUUUCGUGGGAUUGCAUUUAUAUCCAAAGUGGUACAUAUUAUUACCUAGUUACGCGAUGCUCGGUGCUUGUAUGAGUCCAAAUUUCAUAGCAAGAGUUUCACAUGUAAAUGCUUCAGCGACGAGUUUAGCUCUGGUGUGCGUCGAUCCCGAGGAUCCUGACGAAACAAGACGCGAGUGCCUUCUAAGAAGACUUAAUCGAGGAAUCAAAUUAGCAGAAGACAUAGGUCUCGCACUGGGUUGUUUAAUCGCUGCCAUACUUGUAAAAUUAACAGACUUGGUACCUCUUAAUACAGUAAGCAGUGAGAUAAAUGACAAGUGUGGAGCAGAGUACUGUCCAGAAGAAAUUUAUCUAUACAAUAGCACAAUUAAUUUACCUACAUUAUCAUCUGGUACAUCACAAAUAUUGGUCAGCAUAUGGCUGGGUCUUGCUGUAUUAGGAUUAGGUAUAUCGUGCGCUUUUCUCGACUCUCGAAUGAAGGAACCACAGAGUGUAAAUGAAAAGCACAGCAUUCAAAAUAUUCUGCAGUCUGUAAAAGCUGCGUUCCUAGAUCCUAAGUUACAGUUAGCUGCACCAUUGACACUUUUUAUCGGACUUGAACAGGGUUUCAUCUAUGCUGAUUUUAUAGAAGCAUACGUAGUCUGCGCCCUGGGAGGAGCUAGCACAGUAACGAUCAGUUUUUUAGCGCUAGCUUCCUUGCAAGCUCUUGCUGAUGUCACCCUAUCAAUGUUGCUACGACAUAUUAAAAGAUAUUUCGUCGUAGUUGUAGGAUUUGUAUUCCAUGCAUGUUUACUGCUGGUCUUGACCACCUGGAGACCAUCCGGUGAUGACCCAGCACUUUUUCAUGUUAUAUCUGCUGCCUGGGGAGUCUGCAACUCUAUUUGGGAAACUCUAAUAUACACUCUGGUAAUGGGUUUAUACCCAAACUCUUGGCAAGGACCUCUAUCGACGUCCCUCUUCUGGAAAUGGCUUGGUCUUGCACUUACUCUUGGUUUACACGGAUUGGUCUGUACACGACUUAGAGUACUUGGCCUUUCCGGUGUGCUAAUUCUCUCAGUGCUUCCUUACGGAUGGUUAGAGGUUAGACUGGCCAAAAGAGGGAAAAGUUUGGCACCAUUGUGACUGGGAGAUCCAACUACCAAUGAUCAUGGAUCAAAUAUCAAAACAGAGGCACGUUAUAGAGAUUGAGAUAAGUUCGUUCCAUUCGGCUUAAGAAGGACAAGAAGACACAACAGAAACAGAAAUCCUUUCAUAGAACAAGCUGCGACUAUAACAAAAUUGCGCACGCGACGAAGAGCAAACAGCGUUGCUUUUACUUGUAAUACUAAACAAAGUGUAAGCGCAAAAGAUACUGAGCCUCAGCCUUCUUCUUCGACUGCAGAUAAUCAUAGAGCCAGUGUCACAAAUGAGGAAAGCAGUGUUCUUCCUGUCUCUUAAGGCUAAACCUUUUGAAAGUUCGCAAUAUCUUUCAUUUAAUUUUUAUAAUCUGAGCUAAAGAAACGAUCACAAUUCUGAAUUUUACAAAUUUAACUAUUUUCUUGUGUGUUUUUUUUCUUUAAGUGUUUUACAAUUUUAAAUCUGUAAUAUAACCAUAAAUUUCAACUAUAAUUUGCAAUAGAGAUGAAUGUAUGAUGAGUUUUCAUAUAUGCAGAUAUUCUUUUACACAGAACGUUUAAAAUAUAUUAUAUGUUCUCCUACAAAGGAUUAUUAUAACUUUAUAUGUAACAGAAAAAUUAAGGAAAACACAAGAAAAGUUAAUAAGAAUAUAUUUAUCAAAAAUGUAAUCAAAAAACUUCAAAAAAGGGAAAAUUUACAUCUUACAUUUUCCAAUUUAAGUUCAAAUCGGGGUACAUUUCAAUCAUUUCACAAUAUAUAUUAAUAACAAAUAAUAAUGAAUCUGUGUACCUAGUUAAAUUGUAUUUCAAAUACAAUGUAUCAAAUACUGGGUAAAUUAAAGUCUUUCUUCAAGUUGAAUGGAACGAAGAGCAUAUUAUACAUGAAAUAUUUCAUGUAGCAAAAGAUAUAAGUAAAUAAAUACUCUUGCGGACAAUUUCUUAAUCCGCCACGGUACGAUCGAUAAAACGGCAUCGUACAAGACUGAGCGAUAGCAGAAUAUAAAUAAUUAACGAUCGAAUAUACUAAUCAUAGUAGUAUCUCUCUGACAAAUCAUUAUAACUGACGUUUAACCGUCGAAACGUACCUGAUGUCUUUCAAAAAAACCAAAUUAAUUUUAAUCUUGCGAAAAUAGAAAAAACGGAGAUUGUAAACCACGUCUGCCCUGUAUCACAGAAUCGAAAUGAAAAUCUAGCUAUAAGAUACUUGAACGUAAGUACAGCUAUAACAUAGUUCGAUUCUAAUUCUAUAUUACUACAAUCAAUACCAAAGUUUAUCAUUCACACGAGAAAAUAAAUUAAUAUAAGAAUUCGUUGUACAAAUGAAACGUUUUUUUAUUAAAAAGGAAUAUCUUAAUUUAGAAAAAGAAAAAAAAUAAUGCUUCAACGAAAAAGCCAAUAUUACUCUAUUGAUCAAGCUAAAGCAUGAAGUAUCACUGAUUGUGAACUUCAAAGGAAAGCGAAUAAUCCUAAGUCAAUAAUUAAUUAAUUAAUAACAUUAAUAAGAUAAAUGUUAAUGAAACUUUUUCCAACAUACAAAAUUUGUCCUAUUUUUCUGUAUUAUAAAAAUGUUAUUUGUUACUUCGCUAAUUAUAUUUGAAAGGAUGAAAUUGUAGCACACGUGAUCCAUUCUGUCCUGUACAUAAUUGACCAAAUAAGUGUAAUACGUAAAAUGCUCGAUAUUUAUCGUAUUUUUUACCACGUUAUCUUUCAACGUAUUCACCAUAUCAUGAAUGUACAUUUAGUUACGCUUCUUAUAGGUAUCUUUUGUGUAUAAAAGCUAUAACUUGUAUAAUUCCAUGAAAUAAUACAGAGUUUUUAUUAUAUUGAUAAAUUUUAAACUAAGGACAUUGUAAUAUUGAUAUAUGAGAGGAACUUUAAAUACAGAUUAACACAUGUUAUCUUGAAUAAUUGUUACAAAAGUAAAACAUCGACACAUGUUUGAUGGUAAUUUAGCAGAUAGGUAUUUAUAUGAGAAUAUUUCAUAAUUUAUAAAAUUAAGAAGAGACACGAAUAGCCGGACUAUUUGUAAGUUUACCAUGAAAGAUUUUCAAGCGCAAAGUCGCUUUUCUUGUUGCCAUAAUUUCCGAUUGUAUGACUGAUAAUUUGUAUUAAUUCAUGCAUAACGCAUUCAAACCAAAACAUAACCAAAUUAAUUCAUAUAAUAGUAUGAUAUUUGUAUGUAUACCAAUAUAUUUUGCAAUCUUGAAAUAAAUUAUAUAAUUAAUUAAGAAUCCGUAUAAGCAGAGAUAUAAGAACAAAACACUUUGGAAAGUGUCGAAAAAAUACAAAAGAAAAAGAUUUGUUAAUUGUUGCAAAGACUAGGACAAGAAACGCUACUUCCAAAACUAUUGAGAAAUUCAAUAUAAAAAUCUUCAGCAAUAAAUUUGCUCAUUUUGAUUCAAAUAAGAAAUCCUAAAUACUUGAACCGAACUUAUGUUACGGUGAAUUCUAUAAUAGAAGAAAACAAAUGGAAGCGAAAUGUUCCUGUCCUAGUAUACAAGCAUGGAUUUAGAAAUGGUACUGGAGAGGCAUAUAUUAACUGUAUUUCGUGAAAUAAUAAAUAUUAUCUUAUUUUA
Bombus pyrosoma is the source of this 9658-nucleotide messenger RNA. RefSeq names its product protein unc-93 homolog A. NCBI's taxonomy places the organism in Eukaryota, Metazoa, Arthropoda, Insecta, Hymenoptera, Apidae. Gene Ontology annotation, cellular component: striated muscle dense body; plasma membrane. The record is from RefSeq and is a predicted model, not a curated record. The transcript has 11 exons. The coding region runs from base 5383 to 7089 and encodes 568 amino acids. Gene Ontology annotation, molecular function: potassium channel regulator activity. Gene Ontology annotation, biological process: regulation of muscle contraction; regulation of potassium ion transport.